AGCUUUAGAGUGCGCGUGCCUCCGGCAAAAAGCGAAAAAAAAAAAAAAAAGCGAAGAAGAAGAAGUAAAAAAAAUAAAAUUAGGGUUUUCUUUCCUAAUGCAAGGAGGAAGCCUGGGCAUGGCCUCCCCGAUAUACCGAUUCGUUAGUCGCUGAUAUCGACGCGCACUCUAUCUCUAUUUCUAUCACUUCAAAUUUCGUCCCUUUUACAGCAACUAUCUGGCCAGAUUUCUGAUUAGGUUAAAGGGUAUUAUGUUUGCUGGACAUUUCUCAUUGCUGGUGUGCAGUUCUUGUAGGUUUUUUGUAGGCAAUUUCGAAGGCUUAUGCCACAUGCUUUAUGGUUUAGAUUCAAUCUCCUGUUCCUGCCACUUUUUUGUUAUGCUUUUCCAGCAUAUUUUGAGGAAACUAUUACAGAUGGUUGCCAAUUACAGUUCCAUGGGAGAUUGCAGGUUAUGCUGUGCUGUUCUUUUUGAAAGAAAGCCCAUUCAAUUGCCUUUUUAUUUGAAGUAGCUAUGCUACCCACUGGAGCAAAAGAAUCUCAACUCCGCGAGAGCAACAGCCAGAAGGUCCACCCCCAGCCAAUGGAAGAGGCUAUGACUCAGAAUCCAGAAGCUCUGGAAGCCCUGAUAUCCAAGAUUUUCACAAACAUCUCCUCACUGAAGUCUGCUUAUAUCCAGCUCCAAGCUGCUCAUACUCCUUAUGACCCUGACAAAAUCCAAGCUGCUGAUAAACUUGUUAUUUCAGAGUUGAAAACCCUCUCGGAACUCAAACAUUUCUACAGGGAGAACAACCCAAAACCGGUUUGUGUUUCUCCUCAGGACUCACGCUUGGCUGUAGAAAUUCAGGAACAGCAAAGUCUCUUGAAAACUUAUGAAGUUAUGGUGAAGAAAUUUCAGUCUGAAAUUCACAACAAAGAUUCUGAAAUUCUUCAGUUGCAGCAGCAGAUUCAGGAAGCUGACCAGAAGCGGACAAAGCUUGAAAAGAAUCUUAAGCUUAGGGGCAUGUCAGCCAAAGAAUCAGAUGGUUUAGGAGAUGAAAAUAGUUUCUUUCCCAUGGAUUUGUCCCCUGAUAUCUUCACGUCAGCUGCAGAAGUUGCUUUCAAAGCCAUACACGAUUUUUCCAAGCCAUUGAUCAACAUGAUGAAAGCUGCAGGGUGGGACCUUGAUGCAGCUGCCGACUCCAUUGAGCCAAAUGUUGUUUAUGCAAAGAGAGCUCACAAGAAAUAUGCAUUUGAAUCCCACAUAUGCCAAAGAAUGUUCAGUGGAUUUCAGCAAGAAAGCUUUUCUGUCAAGUCAGCAGAUAGUAUUACAGUGACCGAAGAGAGUUUCUUCCAACAGUACGUUGCACUUAGGGAAAUGGAUCCACUGGACACUUUAGGCCAAAACCCAGAUUCAAUUUUUGGGGAAUUUUGCCGGAGCAAAUAUCUUGUGGUUGUUCACCCAAAGAUGGAGGUUUCUUUCUUUGGAAAUUUGGAUCAGCGAAAUUAUGUGAUGGGGGGUGGGCAUCCAAGAACUCCUUUCUAUCAAGCUUUUCUGAAACUAGCGAAGUCAAUCUGGCUUUUACACAGGCUGGCUUAUUCAUUCGACCCCAAUGUCAAGGUCUUCCAGGUCAAGAGGGGGAGUGAGUUCUCUGAAGUUUAUAUGGAGUGUGUUGUGAAAGAUUUGGUUAUAAAUGGGACUGACCAAAAGCCAAGGGUUGGACUAAUGGUUAUGCCGGGCUUCUGGAUUGGGGGCAGUGUGAUCCAGGCCCGGGUUUAUUUAACGAGCAUGAAGGUUUCCGAAUGACUCACCGUCGGGUGGAGCAAAUCUUUGUCAAAAUGUGUAUUUGUUGUUGUACGUUUCUGAAUGAACUUUGCCACCAUUACAGAGUGCUGUCUGUCAAAAAUAUGCAUUUAGUUUGCGAAUGCUCUAUAAUUUGUAGUUGUAUUGAUGUAAUUAUUAUCUUCUUGUUUGAGAUGAAAUGAGCUUCUCAUUUCAUCUGUUGA
Molecule: messenger RNA, 1982 nt
Organism: Malania oleifera
Lineage: Eukaryota; Viridiplantae; Streptophyta; Magnoliopsida; Santalales; Ximeniaceae
Product: protein GRAVITROPIC IN THE LIGHT 1
Exons: 4
Coding region: 511-1782 (423 amino acids)
Biological process (GO): response to red or far red light; negative gravitropism
Source: RefSeq, a predicted model, not a curated record